This is a messenger RNA of Effrenium voratum, 4585 nucleotides long. The record is from the annotation of a GenBank genome assembly. Lineage: Eukaryota; Dinophyceae; Suessiales; Symbiodiniaceae.
AAGAUGUGAUUCCUGUACAAAAAGUACAGGAACUGAGUAGGAGCAACUGAUGCGUUUGGCGCGGCUUUGUGUUCUCUGCCUAAAUACAUGCAUAGCUGAGCUUUGCUUCUCCGAUGGGAUUCCCCCAGAGCGGCGCAGCGACGUGUGGGUGGACGACCAGCUUGUGCCGCUGCGCACCUGGCGACUGGACUGGGACAGCGCGCUGAUCACCAGCCAGAUCUUCGAGAUCUUGGCGGCGGAGCGGCUGGGCUACAACGUGGCGGAGCCCGGCAAGGGGUCCUCCAGCACCGAUGUGAUCUAUAUGCUCGCUGGGUGCCUGGAGCGUGCUGCGGAUCUGGACACGUGUCGAGACCAGCCCCGCCGCUACCACAUCAGCUUCGAAAGCUGGCAGGGCCAGGCGGAGCACGUGCCCCAGCUCUUGUCGGAGCUCGGGGACCUCGCUCCCGAGAACCUGGGAUCUGUGGGGUAUACCGGGAAUUCAGGGCUAUUCGUGCUUGGUGACGCGGUGGACGCGGCUUUGCAAGAUAGCGGGCUGUCGUUGAGGUACUACAGCAAUUACAAUGCAGAUUGGUUUCACCCGGAGAAGUAUACAGCGAAAGUUUCGGACGUGAACAUGUCCAGACUCCAGACGUGCGAUGAGGCAGUAAACACACACUACGAUUAUGUUGGAGAGCAAUACCUCAAUGUCACCGGCGAUGCGGGUGGCGUGAAAACUGUGAAUGGCACACUUCUUCUGCAGUGCUGGCAGGAGAAAUGGUGGCUAGCACCGGCUUGCCGAAGUGAUCCCGAGCGUUGCGUUCCUGUAAUUACCGGCGGCAACGGGUGGGGCAUAUUCCUUCUGGUGCAGCAGGCAUUCUGGCACAAUCUGCCCCUGGCGCUUGCUACCGCUUCCUCCACAGAGGAGUAUGUGGUCUUAGGCAAGGAAUUGCAGAGUAUGGUGUACUGGUGGACCCCAGAUGUUAGGUUUGCGACCGCGAAGGCCGCCCCGGUGAUUUUCCCUCCUCACAACCCUGCGGAGCACCUUGCAUACAUAUACAAGACAGCACGGCAGUCCAUCACGUUGACCAAGUGGGCUGCUGCUGGGAUGGCGCGGUCAGCGUACCGAGCGUAUCAACUUGCUGCUAGCAUCUCCAUCUCUGAGCAGGAGAUUUCUGAGAUGAUGGAGAGCUACGUGAUGUCUGCUGAGCCGAGCAUCUGGAGAACGGCCUGCGACUACCUGCAGCGGACCAGUCGCUGGAGAGCGUGGCUGCCGAGCAAUACAAAGUGCCGUGAAGGCAUGGGGCUGGUGGACGCCCAGAACCAGGUGGUGACCAUUUUGUCGCAGGCGGUGGACUGCGGCCUCUGCCCGGUGGGCCACUUCGCGUCCCCGGUGAACCAGACGCGGAUCUGCCUGCCGUGCCCCGCGGGUUGGCACCAGAGUUUGCCCGGGGAGUCCCAGUGUGUGCCCUGCGAGCCGGGGACGGUCACGGACCAGGCUGGGCUCAUGGAGUGCUUGCCCUGCAGCCUGGGCAAAUAUGCGGACGCCCGCGGGAUGUCUGAAUGCCGGCAGUGCGGGCCCGGUGACACGGCGCAGGUGGCUGUAUGGACCACCAGCAAGCUGGUUCCGGACAGCCCCGGGUCAACUUCUGGUGGGACCUCUCUGUGGAUCCAGAUGCAGGCGGCCACUUCGGAGUCGCUCUGCGUGUGCGUCCCCGGGACCUUUCUGCAGCAGGGCAAAUGCGAAGUUUGCCUCGAGGGCUCCGUCUGCUUUGGGUCCCAGAUGGUGCUGCAGGAAGGCUACUACUCCUCGGAGCUGGCGCCCGGCUCGGUGUACCGAUGCCAGAGCGCGCAGGUCUGCCCGGGCGGAGCGCCAGGCACUUGCGCGGCGGGCCGCGAUGCCACGAGCGUCGCCUGCGCCUUGUGCCUCCCUGGGAAAGUGAACAGCAGAAACGACGGCUCAUGUGUGCAGUGUGCGGAAGGCGACUAUAUCAUACUGACAGUUUUUGGCGCACUGACAGUGGGAGCGAUUACAGUCUUGUACUUCGUGUUUCAGCACGACGGCCUCAAGGUGAAGCAGGGCAGCAGCUUGAUGAUUGUUGCUUUGGCACUGAACCAGCUUUUCGUCACCUGCCAGCUGUUCAGCAUUGUUCAGCAGAUAGGCAUCAACUGGGGUGAGCCCAUCGCAAGUUGGCUCGCGAUAACAGAGAUUCUUACCUUUAAGCUGGACUAUAUUUCCAUCGGCUGCGUAACACCCACGCAUCCGGUGGCCCAGUUUGCGACACAAACAUUUUUCAUGCUGGCGCUCUGCGGCGUGGCGUUGCUCGUCCAUAUCACAGUUCAGAUUUUUUUGGGCUGGAAUCGCGGGCUCAAGCAGUGUUGGCGCUGGAGUCUGCUUGCCAGAACUUUGGGGACUCUGUGCAUGAUAUUCUUCAUCUCGGUGUGCUCUUCCUUGCUGACACCCUUCCGGUGCAAUACCCAUCCAAAUGGGCUUUCCACUUUGCAGGCCUACUUUUCCGUAUUUUGCAAUGGCCAGGAUGCACAUUUGCACAUGUCCUUGAUCGGCGGGACGGCUUUUCUGCUGCCCAUCUCGUUCCUGGCGGCUUGCACUUGGGCGGUCGUCUUCGAGCUUCCGUCCCGACUGAAGCAUGGGGACAUGGCCUUCGUCCGGUCGUGCUCCUUCCUGCUGGUGAGAUUCCGUCCAGGGGCCGAAGGCUUUGCAGUGCUCUUCAUGCUGCGGAACAUGCUGCUUGCCAUUUUGCCUCUCGUGCCGUGGGUGAGCAACCGAGUUUUGCUCAUGAACUUGUUGACGUGCACCAGCUUGGCCGCCACCGCGUUCUUCAAGCCCUGGCGGGCGAUGCUCUGCAACAACCUGGAGAUCAUGAUCGGAACCGCGCUGAUCGUGGUGAUGACUGUGGGCUCCAACUUUGUAGAGGACUACGACAAGACCGCCAUGGUGGUGGUGUGCGCGCUGCUGGUAAGUUUCAUGCUGCUGGCGAUUGGUGUCGUUGUUGCUGUGGGAGUAGCCAGGCACUUUUUGAGCGCGCAGCGGAAGACCUACCACUUCUUCCUCUGCCACCACAAGCGCGGCGCGGGCUCCGUGGCGCGGCUGCUGAAGAUCCUGCUGCUGCGCCGGUCCCAGGCCUUCACCAGCUUCGUGGACUGCGACGACCUGCAGGACCUGACCAAACUCUUCUGGCACGUGUCCCAGAACACCCGGACCUUUCUGAUCCUCGGCUCCCCCGAGGUCAUACGCCGGCCCUGGUGCCUGGGGGAGAUGGUCACGGCACGGGUCUCCGAGGUCUCUUCCAUCCUGAUCGCUUGGCCCAAUUAUGUGAAGCCGGACCAAGAGUACAUCUCGGAGUGCGGGGUGCUGGUGCAAGACAUCAACGAGCUCGCCAAGUUCGGCAUCGGGCUCUCCGAUGUCCAAGACACCUUGCGCUGGCUCAACGGUCUUCAGUCCUUGAGCAUGCCUGCGCUGGUGACUUGCGACACGAUGGAGAGUUUGGUGGACUCGUUCACGGGAACCUCCGGCAGGCCAUCUGUGAGCGCGCGCCCAGCGGUCGAGUAUGAGUGCUGCCUUGUGGCAGACCUCAACAAUAUGGAGGCGGCUGCGGCAGCGCAUAUCCUUCUUGACCUGCUGAUGAAGCAGUUCCUCCGGGGCAUGCAGUCCCUGCCCAAGGUCUUGAUGCGGGGCGAAACCAUCCGGGAGGAGGUGGAAACGGCCUUGAUGAUUUGCAGUGCCGGCUGCUUCAAAUCCACCGACGUGGCGGCGUGGAUUCUGGAGAUUUGCACGCUUCCGGCCUGCCCCAUCCUGCCGGUCAUUGCGGAGGAGUCCUUCCAAGUGCCCUCGGACAUGCUCUAUCAGGAACUAUACGCGAAUCCGCCCCUGAGAGAGCAGGACGUGAAAAUGUACGUGAAAGCUAUCAAGGUGAUGUUCAAGGAAAUUGCCAUUUCAUUCUCGACUUAUGCUGCCACACAGGCCGAGCUGGAUUUGCACGCUCAUCAGAUAAUGGUGCGGCUGCGUUCCAACUCCAUGCGAUCGAUUUCCAAGAAGAUGUCGGUCAUGGUGCCUCACAGCAUGAGUGGGGAGUUCAAGGAGUGUGAGGAGAGUAUGGGAUAUGCGGCGGCACUCCGACCGGAGAAGGACAAGAAGGACGAUGGGCCUGUCCACUGCCUCUGGCAAGAUGCUGAUCUUGCGCCGCUGUCUUUUGAUCACCUCGAGGAGGAGGACGUGGAUGCAUCUCUUGCUUUGUACAGCAAGGAGCUGCACAGCGAAUUGACCUCUGAGCGCUUUUGACUGGCCAAGCCAGUGUUCGCAGAUUUUAAGCUUGGCCAGAGGAUCAUGUCGCCUUGCAGCACCAAUACCGUCAGGGAAAGGCGCCGCCCUCAGGACGACGCUCACAUCGGCUGUUUGAGCCGCCCAGUAACGAGUGGCCUCACGACUGGCGGCUCACAGUGUAUUCAGGGUACGAAAGCCCGGCCGAGCGAUAUCCUGUAGGCUGUUCAAAGCUCAUCCGCAAUCCUUACCCAAGGGGUUAGACCAGGAUUUGGUCCCCUUUCUAUACCCUCCCACCAACUAACAUGGGAGUGCAAAAAAGCCCUUUCC